Molecule: messenger RNA, 597 nt
Organism: Mugil cephalus (flathead mullet)
Lineage: Eukaryota; Metazoa; Chordata; Actinopteri; Mugiliformes; Mugilidae
Product: fibroblast growth factor 4A-like
Exons: 4
Coding region: 1-597 (198 amino acids)
Biological process (GO): positive regulation of cell population proliferation; positive regulation of protein phosphorylation; animal organ morphogenesis
Cellular component (GO): cytoplasm
Molecular function (GO): fibroblast growth factor receptor binding; growth factor activity
Source: RefSeq, a predicted model, not a curated record
AUGUUUCCCAGAGUUGGCAAACUGAAGAUGCCAUCAACGUUCAAGCUCCUGCUCUUGUAUGGGACCAUCCUGUGCACCAGCUUUGCUUCUCUUCCAGUAACUGGCAGUUCGAGACAAGCCAUACAGAGCACUGGAUCACUAGUCUGGCUCAGGAGUACCUCCUGGGACCAGAGAGAAUUGACAGAGAGAGAUGGAGAAUACCUGCAAGGGAUAAAGAGACUAAGGAUGCUUUACUGUAAUGUGGGCAUUGGCUUCCACAUUCAGGUCUUGCCAAAUGGGAAGAUCACAGGCGUACAUAGUGAAAACAGUUACAGCCUUUUAGAAAUUUCUCCAGUGGAGAGAGGAGUGGUGACUCUGUUUGGGGUGCGAAGCAGUCUCUUCAUUGCCAUGAAUGACAGAGGAAAACUGUAUGGCUCGCAAGGCUACUAUAAUGAUGAAUGUAAGUUCAAGGAGAAUCUCCUGGCCAACAACUAUAAUGCCUAUGAAUCAGCUACCUACACUGGCAUGUAUAUUGGUCUCAGCAAGAUCGGCAAAACCAAAAGAGGGAACCGAGUUACACCCACCAUGACGAUGACACACUUCCUUCCCAGGAUGUGA